Messenger RNA from Nerophis lumbriciformis (worm pipefish), 2788 nucleotides. It is a transcript of the gene pnpla8, whose product is annotated as patatin-like phospholipase domain containing 8. NCBI's taxonomy places the organism in Eukaryota, Metazoa, Chordata, Actinopteri, Syngnathiformes, Syngnathidae. The record is from RefSeq and is a predicted model, not a curated record. Gene Ontology annotation, biological process: arachidonate metabolic process. Gene Ontology annotation, cellular component: membrane.
CCGGUCCAUUUCCUGUUUUCCAACUCGCGCUAAUAUUGCUAGCAGCCCAGCACCGAAUGAAUAUUUGUUACUCCUUUUCCUCCUUUAUUAGUGGAAAAAGUUUGGGCACCCCUGGCAUAAACAAUCCGACGAUGUCUUGUUCCCAGUGAGCCAGCAGACGCAUGUCGCGGAUCAGGACCACCCUAGACAACGUCACCAAAGCAGUAGGAAGCAAAGACCUCAUUUCCAAGUUCUCCCGACACAAGCCGGUCGCGGUUGACGGCACCCAUGCGGAAAAAGUUAUGUCCAAAACCGACAAGGACCCGAAUGUAUUGCCGCCACCCGAAGCUGCCAUGGAAGAAGAACACACAGCAGAAGGCAAGGUUGAAGAGAAGCCUUUUGUUGCCGCGAAAAAGUCAAGCUCGGGCUCUGAGACAUCAAAGCAGACAAUGCAGCUGCUCCACCCUGCAGGGCUUCCAACAAGCAUGGAUGAGACCUACAAGACAUUGGCCCAGCACAUCAACAGUUACUUUGGCAUGGGGGAAGAUGGUGAAAGCAGGCCCCAGCAGCACAGUGAUCCCAAUCCUCAAAAACCUGCAGACCGCAUUCCAGUUUUAUCUCCAGUGGCAGCACCCAAAAGCACUGAAGCGCCUCCUCCCGCAGAAAGCACAGCUCCGUCCGUCCCAAGUUCCACUAAAAAAGGCUUCUCCCACUAUCUCUCUUACCCUCGCCCGAGCGUUCAGGCUUUCGUGGGUAACUACAUCGCCCCGCUGGUGCCCAAGUUCCGAGGCGAUUCCAAAAGCGUCGAGAAAAGACAGCUCCCGGCAGCCGGUGUAGAGGAAGUGAAGACGGAGAGUGAAGAAGAGAAGGCAGAUGAAGUCAAGCAGCAGCAGCUUUUGGCUCAAAGAGAGAAGAUAAUAGCCAGGGUGAGUGUAGACAACAGAACCAGAGGCCUUGUGAAAGGCUUGCAGAGAGUUGCUGAAAUCCGGCUCCUCACCAGUCGUGUGGAGGAGCUCAGCUUUCAUCUGCUGGAGUUCCCUGAGACACGAGGCGUGGCCAUCAAGGAGAAGGCGGUGCCCUGCCUGCUGCGCUUGCGCCAGGCCACCGACCACCGCCUCCAGGCUGCUGUGAGAGAGGCGCUCGCUCUGAUUGGCUACACAGAUCCAGUCAAAGGCAGAGGAAUUCGAGUGCUGGCCAUAGAUGGAGGGGGAACAAGAGGAUUACUGGCUCUGCAGACCCUUCUCAAACUGCAGAACCUGACUGGAAAACGAAUCCACCAGCUCUUCGACUACAUCUGUGGAGUCAGCACAGGUGCCAUCUUGGCGUUCAUGCUGGGGAUUUUUCAGAUCCCCCUCGAAGAGUGCGAGCAGAUGUACAGGAAGUUGGGCUCGGAUGUUUUCAAGCAGAAUGUUAUCGUGGGGGCCGUCAAGAUGGGCUGGAGCCAUGCUUUCUAUGACAGUGAAAUAUGGGAACGCAUCCUCAAGGAACAUAUGGGUGAUGGACGCUUGAUAGAAAGUGCCAGAGAUCCAAACUGUCCCAAAGUGUCAGCUGUGAGCACAGUCGUGAACCGGGGUCUCCCCCUGAAAGCCUACGUGUUCCGGAACUACAGGCUCAUGCCAGGAGUGAGGUCGCACUACCACGGAGACUGCAAAUACAAAAUGUGGCAGGCCAUCAGGGCCUCGUCUGCGGCGCCGGGCUACUUCCAGGAAUUUGUACUGGAAAAAGACCUCCAUCAGGAUGGCGGUCUCCUGAUCAACAAUCCCACAGCGUUGGCCAUCCACGAGUGCAAGUGCCUAUGGCCGAACACGCCGCUCCAGUGCGUGCUCUCUCUUGGCACUGGGCGCCACGAAACGGUGGGGAAGAACGGAACCGCCUACACCAGCCUCAAAACCAAACUCACCAACGUCAUCAGCAGUGCAACAGAUACUGAAGAGGUUCACACCAUGCUGGACGCCCUCCUUCCGCCCGACACUUACUUCCGCUUCAACCCAUACAUGAGCGAGGACGUGCCGCUGAACGAGAGCCGAGUGGACAAGCUGAACUUCCUCAUGGGCGAGGGCGAACGCUACCUGGAGCGCAACGACGCCAAGCUGCGGAAGGCGGCCAGCGUGCUGGCUCAGGAGAAGGGCGGCAUACAGAAACUGGCCGAGUGGGCCAAGCUCAAGGCCGACAUGUACGAGGGGCCCCUCUUUUCCUCUAAACUGUAGGUAACCCAGUAAGGUAAGAUUACCUGGGGCCACCUUUAGGCAUUUAGUUGGCAUUUCGGAAUGCAAUGUCUGAUGUUUAAAUACUGAUCAACUUCAAAAAGACUCUAAUUAGUAUUUUAACAGACAUCCGCUCGCAUAAGUGACAACUAAUUUGAUCAUGUUUUUGUGAAAACUGAUGCUAAUUUACAAUAUUGCACAGUACUUGUAAGGACGUCAACACAAUUGCCUGUUUAAAACAUACUUGCCAACCCUCCCGAAUUUUCCGGGAGUCUCCCGAAAUUCAGCGCCUCUCCCAAAUAUUUUCCCGAAAAUCUACCGAUUUUCAGCCGGAGCUGGAGGCCACGCCUUUUUUUUUUAUGAUGGGAAGACAACAAGGUGACAAGAACUAAAUCAUCCAGACUAGAGAUAAAUUGUAUUAUUAUGUUUAUCUUACCUAAAAAUAAAUAUAUUCAUUAAUUAAAAAAAAAAAACUAAAUACAUUUUUACUAUAUUUUGCUAAAAACAUCAAAAUUAAUUGUAUUUUUAUUUGUAUUUUUUCUGACUCCUUAUUACAUCCAGCCAUAGAAUUAUACAUUAAAAUAAACAUAUAUGAAAUAAUUAAU